CGGGGUUCUGUGCGGUGGGUGUGGCGCUGACGCUCCUGUGCCUGCCUCAAAGCCCCCCCUCCCGCCGCGCUCUCCUCUCAGUUCACCUGCUCAGAGCCCGGCUGUGCUGCUGCUGCCUCUGCCUCUCAGUGCGGUUCAUUCAUCUCCCAGAGAAACUUGGCUUCGUAUUCGUCGACUCCUGCGUGUGGACAGAAAGUCGACACGCUUUUCCUCGCCCUCGUUUGGUUUGAGAUUUUUCUCUGGACUCAGAAACAUCUGGUCGGGUGACCGUAAACAGGAGACCUGCUGCUCUGCCGCUGAUUCUCCAGCUAUGGGAAUGAUGCACUUGGCCGUCCGCGUCUUGGCUGCCUUCUUCGCCGCGGAGAUGUUCGCUCAAGCGAGCGACACAAAGAAGGUCAUCAGCCAGUAUGGAGAAAACAUCACAGUUCCGUGCAACGGCAGCGAUAACAAGCCUGCGGAUCUGAUCUUCACCAAGUGGAAAUAUACGAGAAGUGACGGCACCUCAGGAGACCUUUUGGUGAAGCAGGCCCAGAAGGAUGAGGCGAAGAUCUCGGCCACGGACAGCUAUAAGGACCGUGUUAACAUCACGUCUGAUUCCAGCCUGGUGAUUACCCGGGCCACCCUCAGUGACCAGAUCACCUUCACCUGUAUGGUGGUCUCCUUCUCCAAUCUGAACGAAUACCCAGUGGAGGUGGAAGUGCGGAAGAGACCAUCGGCUCCUGAGCUCAAGAACAAAGCAAGUCAGCUGGAAAAUGGCAAACCAACACCACUGGGCGAGUGUGUGUCCACAGACGCAAACCCUCCAGUGGAGAUCAUCUGGCUGAAGAACAAUCAGACCCUGGUGGACAAUGGCAAUACGGUCGUAAUCACCACCACCGAAACGAAAGACUCAGUGACCGGACUGUCCAGCAGUAAAUCUCGGCUGCUGUACGCAGCAGGGAAAGAGGAUAUGACCUCAAAGUUCGCUUGCCUUGUGCGACACGUGACUGGCCCUGACCAGGUGACCGCACCAGUGGCCUUCAGCAUCUACUACCCCACAGAAAAGGUGAGUCUGCAGGUGAUGCCUGCAGGACCUGUUAAGGAAGGUGACAACGUGACUCUGAAAUGUCAGGCAGAUGGAAACCCACCACCCACCAACUUCAACUUCCACAUCAAGGGUAAGAAGGUCACGGUGACCGGCUCCAACGUGCACGUUCUCUCUGGAGUGACCCGCGACGACUCAGGCGAAUACAAAUGCUCUCUGCCCAACAACGACAAGAUGGAAGCCACAGCGAUGAUCACGGUGAACUACCUGGACCUCUCAGUCAGUCCUUCAGGAAGAGUGCUGAAGAAGCUUGGAGAGCUCUUGGAGGUUAAGGUGGACAAGAACGUCUCCAGUGAACCCACAGUGAUCUGGACUAAGGAGGGGACCAGGCUGGAGAAACAGCCCAACUUUACAAUCCUGACGUACAGCCAUGCGGGAGUCUACACGUGCGAGAUGUCUGUAGGAGGAAUCAAACGCAGCUCAUCCUUCCAGCUGAUAGUAGAGGGCACUCCUAUAAUUAACAGUUUGACGAAGAAGCGCAGCACCGACGGUAAAAACAAGGUGCUGACCUGUGAAGCGGAGGGCUCCCCUCAACCUGAUGUUCAGUGGAGUGUCAACGGAACUGAUAGCAAGAGCACAUACAACAAUGGAAAGGCCAUCUUCACCCUGACUGUGGAACCCCGUCUGAACCAGACUGUCACCUGUCGUGUCGUCAACAGUUUAGGAUCAGACUAUUUGACCAUCAGUGUAUUACCCCUAAUAGACGAGACACAGGCUAAGCAAGACCAACCAGAUGAUGAUGACAAGGCCAAGCUGAUUGUGGGCAUUGUGGUGGGCCUCAUCGUGGUGGCUGCUUUGGUGGGCAUCAUCUACUGGCUCUACAUGAAGAGAAGACAAGGCACCUGGAAGACAGGUGAGAAGGAGAUGGGCACUUCAGAGGAGAGCAAGAAGCUGGAGGAGAACAGCCACAGGCAAGAAGUUUAGAGCAGCUCACUCAACCCGGCACACACCAAGAAGAAAAGAGGCCUUGCCACACUGAAUGUGCAACACCACAACAUGUCUAUCAUCUGAUCUCCGACGCCUGAUUGGAUGCGUCCUCUCCGUUCAGGCUGCAUACGUGUGCAUCGAAGAAUCGUCCAGAAAUGUUGCGAAAGGACAGUUUCCAGAAGAACCCCCCUAUCCUUUUCCCCAGACCCCCAGAGAAACACUACCCCAUCCACCAUCCCUCCUCCAAUCAGAAGAAGAAGAAAAAAAAUAUCCACUUGUGUUGUAUAUUUAGUCUGCACUGAAAACGGAGUUUGUUUUUUUAUUUCUUUUUACUUAAUUUCAUUGUGUUCCUGGUGAAUGCUCUUGUUUUAUGCGCGUUGCAGGUGUGGUGGGUUCAAGCUAUCCCUCUUUACUCCCUCUCCCUCCCUUCUUUUUAGUAGGAAAGAUUGAAAAAUUCACUGUACACUUUUUUCAGGCCUUUGUAAAUACGUGAUCGCGAGCUCAUUUCUCUUUGCUAAAUGCCGAGAUUACUGAGAUUACUGAUAAUUCAGGUUUAGUUCACGCAGGACUGAGUGAUCGCUCUGCCUCUCUCUCUGCUGAGUUAAUCUGCUCCUGUGAAGCCUGCUGGAUCCUGGAGGAAUGAAGACGACUUCACUGCUGUUACACACUCCCACUCUCAGUUCAGAUCCUUUGGCUUUCAUUGAUCAGUACCGCUUUAGGUUGCUACCACCUCCCCUCCAUCUAAAAUCGAUUCGAUUCACAGUGGUCCAGAAGCUGCAAGCUGAUUUUCUCUGAAUGCUUGAAGUCGUAGUAAGUGAGUAGUGGUUUAGUACUGUAGGUUUAGCUGUAGGGAUGUGAAGUCUUGUUAAAUGCAGGGAUGUGUCUUGGCGGAUUCUACGUUGGCCUUAAUGGAAGGUAGUUUUUUGUUGAUCAAGUUUCUAAGAGCCUUAAAAAAACAGAAGGUGGGAUCAGACCUUAAGUACUAGACAAACACAACAACAAACACAAUAAACUUAACACUAUCAAACAGAUGUAGAACAAACAUGAAACAGGUUAUUCAACAUUUUGGCCUUUCUGUAGGCGAUGAUUAGAUUAGAAUAAAAUCGUAUGUUUACCAGUGUCACCACACAACAUCCACAUCAACCUCAUCAUCAUCUAUAUCUUCUUCUUAUCUGCGUAGUUCAGGGCACGCUUGUGGUGGCAAUACUGGGCAAUAGAGCAAGCCGAGAUGCCUAGGCAUCCCUGUCCAAGGUCAUUUUAACAACCAGUGGCUUCUCCUGGGAGAUGCCGAGGUGCUCCCAAGCCAGCCAAGAGUUAUAGAGUCCCUCCAGUGUGUCCUGAGUGUUUCUUGGGCUCUUUUAAGGUCUUGUGCCAUUUGGAUUCCCAGAUGCUCCCAGUCUAACCAGAAGAUGCUAAUUGCUCUUGCCUGGUAUAUAUCAAAAGACAGGCACCAAGAAGGCAUCCUUAGAAGAACCCUGAAACACCUCAGCUGUCUUCUCUCAAUGGAAAGGAGCAGUGGCUCUUCUCCAAUGCUGGUUGUACCACCUCAGCUGAAAAUAUGAAGCAGUAAUGGUUCUACUCCAAGAUCUUUAUCCUUUGAGAGAGAUUGAGCUCACCUAUUUUUUUACAGAUUUUUUUUUUUUUUACUUUUGGGGAAGCUAGAGACAGAGGUUGCUUGGUAAAUCUAGAGUUUUGCUUAUACAGCAACUCAUCAUCAUCUUCUUCAACAGGAGGCAACCAGUGGGCUUCUUGAUUAGAAUUCUGAACCACCUCAGAUGCCUCUGCUACAAGGCAUCUAAUAAAGACCCCCUGAUCACCCCUGCAGAGGUGUCUCCUGUCAGUUGGAAGGCAAACAGGGGGCUUCUUAAACUGAUGCUUGAACCACCAUUGCUGCCUCUUCUCAAUCAGAAGAAGAAGUGGCUUUUCUCCAAGGCGUCUAAUAAAGAAACCCCCUGAUUGCCCCCUGUGGGGGUUUCUAAAGCAACCAGGGUGAUUCUUUAACUGUUGCAUGAACCACCAUUGCUGCUUCUUCUUUUGUCAGAAGAAGCAGUGGCUCUUUUCCAAGGCAUUUAAUAAAGCUGAUCCCCUGAUCGCCCCCCAGUGCAGCUGUCUUUUGCCAGCUGGUUCUGCCAACUGGCAAAAAUACCUCCAACAGGAGGCAAACAGUGGGCUUUUUUAUUAGAGGCCUGAGCCACCUCAGCUGCCUGUUCUCCAUGGGAUGUCAUAAAGACCCCCUGAUCAUCCCUACAAAGGUGUCUCCUGUCAGUUGCUUCUGCCAACGGACAAGAGGCACCUCCAGUGAAAGGCAACCAGAGGUGUUCUUUAACUGAUGCCUGAACCACCACUGCUGCCUCUUGUCAGUCAGAAGAAGCAGUGGCUCUUCUUCAAGACAUCCAAUAAAGAAGCCUCCAGUUGCCCCUUAGUGCAGCUGUCUCUACCACCUUAGCUGCCACUUACAAUAUGUAGGAACAUUGGCUCUACUCCAGACUCCUCACCCUUUGGCAAGGAGUGAUCAAUUAAGGGUCUCCUGCUCAGUUGCCUCUUCUUAAUAUAAGGGAGCAGUGGCUCUUCACCAAGAAGAAUCCUAGUCACCCCCAUUGGCAAAGUCUCUUGCCAUUGGUUCUACCAACGGGCAAGAGACACCUUCAACAGGAGGCAACCUCAGGCUUCCUUAUCUGAAGCCUGUUCCACCUCAGCUGCCUCUUCUUUGUCAGAAGAAGCAGUGGCUCUACUCCAAGGCAUCUAAUAAAGAAGAUCCCUAAUCGCCCCUCAUUGGAGAUGUCUCUUGCCCAUUGGUCCUCAAACAGGAGGCAACCUAAGGCAUCCUUAUCGGAAGCCAGUACCACCUAAGCUGCCACUUGCCAAUAUAAAGGAACAGUGGCUCUACUCCAAACUCCUUAUUCUCUGGCAAAGAGUGACCUAUUUAGAGUUUCCUGCUCAGCUGCCUCUUCUCAAUUUGAAGGAGCAGUGGCUCUUCUCCAAGGCUUCUACUAAAGAAGACUCCUAGUCGCGCCCCCCCCCCCCC
Astyanax mexicanus (Mexican tetra) is the source of this 5036-nucleotide messenger RNA. It is a transcript of the gene alcama, whose product is annotated as activated leukocyte cell adhesion molecule a. Gene Ontology annotation, biological process: cell adhesion. NCBI's taxonomy places the organism in Eukaryota, Metazoa, Chordata, Actinopteri, Characiformes, Acestrorhamphidae. Gene Ontology annotation, cellular component: plasma membrane. The transcript is spliced from 16 exons. The coding region runs from base 311 to 2008 and encodes 565 amino acids. The record is from RefSeq and is a predicted model, not a curated record.